AUGAAGAGAAAGAGCACAGGAAUUGUCAUCUGUACCUGGAACGACAACCGCACAAUGACAGCUGCAUCAAAAAUCCACGGCAUUGAACCUUUUGAUACAUGCAGGCGCUACGAGAGAAAGACCAAGACUUAUGUGGACGUGCAGAGGCCCAACAUCAUUAGGGUGCACAACCAGAGCAUGGGUGGAGUAGACAAAGCAGAUAUGCUGCUGUUAUUUUACAGAAACGACUUGAAAACAAAGAAGUGGUACAAAAGGAUAUGCUUUCACCUCAUCGAUCUUGCGGUUGUGAACACUUUUCUGCUUUACGGCGAAGCGAAAUCGGCAGAUAUGCAGCUGGUUGACUUCAAGUUCCGGGUGGCACUUGGAUUGAUGCGCUCACUCGAGGGCAUGCCCGGAUUGAACCGGGAUGGUGAUUAUCCUGUGCCUGCGAGUGUUGUGUCACCAACUAGUUCAUUGAAGGCAUCAGGCUCAGCAGCUGGAGUUGUUUCAAAGAGAGCCCAUCAUGUUGAACAUUCUGUGCGGCACGACGAUGUUGGCCAUUGGCAAGUGAAAGUGGCGCAAAAAAACGCCCCCAUGUGCAAGUUAAGGUCAUGCACCAGGCGCACAAGGUUCUUUUGCAAAAAGUGUUCUGUGUAUUUGUGCGUUCACACACAAAAAAUCAACUGCUUUGAGAAAUUUCAUGCAUCCUAA
Molecule: messenger RNA, 690 nt
Organism: Dermacentor albipictus
Lineage: Eukaryota; Metazoa; Arthropoda; Arachnida; Ixodida; Ixodidae
Product: piggyBac transposable element-derived protein 3-like
Source: RefSeq, a predicted model, not a curated record